AUGCAUCUUUCAACCCUUCUCGUUAAUCUUGGAAUCACGGCAUCGGCUGUCUUAGCUGCACCUCAUACGCUCCAUUCACGAGCCCCAGGUGGAGAGGUUGCUGUCUAUUGGGGUCAGAAUGGUGGCGGGACCAUCGAAAACAACGAUUUAUCCGCUUACUGUACAUCUAGCUCUGGAAUCGACAUCCUCAUUCUAGCGUUUCUGUACGAGUACGGUAAUGGGAAUGAGAUUGCCUCAGGCACAAUCGGCCAAUCAUGCUAUAUCUCGCCAGCAGGCGAGCCGCAAAACUGUGAUGCCCUUGCUUCUGCCAUCGAGACUUGUAAAUCAAAGGGCAUCAAAAUUAUCCUUUCCCUUGGCGGUGCUGAUGGUGCGUACUCGCUCCAGUCAGAGACCGAAGCUCAGACCCUUGGUCAAAACCUCUGGGCGGCCUACGGCAAUGUAGCCAAUGGCAGUGUGCCUCGUCCAUUCGGAACUACCUUUGUCGACGGUUGGGACUUCGAUAUUGAGGCCAAUAGCGGCAACCAGUACUACCAGUAUAUGAUAUCAACUCUGCGUUCCAACUUUGCGUCGGACCCUAGCCACACCUAUUAUAUUACAGGUGCUCCUCAAUGUGUCAUUCCGGAGCCCAAUAUGGAAGAAAUAAUCACCAAUGCCACCUUCGACUACCUCUGGGUCCAGUUUUAUAACAAUCCUAGUUGUUCCAACCCCAACCCAAUCAAUUACAACGCUUGGGUAAAUCUGAUUUCGGGAGGGCCCUCGGCAAAUGCCAAAAUAUUUAUUGGAGUGCCGGCAUCUACAACAGGGGCGACUGGUACUACAAGUGGGGAGGCGUACUACUUCGAACCCAGUGCAUUAGCAACAUUGGUUGGUGAGUAUGACACCAACGCCCACUGGGGUGGUAUUAUGAUGUGGAGUGCUGGAUUCUCCGAUGCCAAUGUCAAUAAUGGAUGUACAUACGCCCAGGAGGCCAAGAGUAUUUUGAACAGUGGCUCGCCAUGUUCAGGUUCUGGCCCAGGUACAUCUACGACUACGAUUACGACUGCGACUUCAACAACAACAGCUACAAAGACGGCGACGACAACCUCAUCAGCGACUUCGACAGCGACAGGGACACCAGUAGCUCAGUGGGGUCAGUGUGGUGGUGAAGGAUACACGGGAUCUACAGUUUGCGCAUCUCCUUAUAAGUGCGUUGAGGAAAGCGUAUGGUGGUCCUCUUGUCAAUAG
Messenger RNA from Talaromyces proteolyticus, 1224 nucleotides. Its product is annotated as putative endochitinase precursor. Gene Ontology annotation, cellular component: extracellular region. NCBI's taxonomy places the organism in Eukaryota, Fungi, Ascomycota, Eurotiomycetes, Eurotiales, Trichocomaceae. Gene Ontology annotation, biological process: carbohydrate metabolic process. Bases 1 to 1224 code for a protein of 407 amino acids. The record is from RefSeq and is a predicted model, not a curated record. The transcript has 2 exons. Gene Ontology annotation, molecular function: chitinase activity; cellulose binding.